This is a messenger RNA of Drosophila rhopaloa, 1338 nucleotides long. Its product is annotated as zinc carboxypeptidase. Gene Ontology annotation, molecular function: metallocarboxypeptidase activity; zinc ion binding. Gene Ontology annotation, biological process: proteolysis. Lineage: Eukaryota; Metazoa; Arthropoda; Insecta; Diptera; Drosophilidae. Bases 16 to 1266 code for a protein of 416 amino acids. The record is from RefSeq and is a predicted model, not a curated record. The transcript has 5 exons.
UUUCAAUAGAGCGGUAUGUCGGUUAAAAUUCUCUUAUUCGUGGGACUCAUUGGUCUGGUUUUUGGCGUUGAACAAGUCCGAUAUGAUAAUUAUAAAGUCUACAAUGUGAGGAUUGAUGAUCUGGAGCAGUACAAGCUGCUCAAUGCUCAGGAAAAAGCCUUGAAGCUCAGCAGUUGGCGUGAGGCUCGUCACCUGGGAGAAUCCUCAGACAUAAUGCUGUCUCCUGAGUAUCAGGAAACCUUCGAAAACCUCUUGAGCACCCACAAUUUCACAUAUAAACUAAAGAUCGAGAAUGUGCAGACCCACAUCGAUGCCCAAAGACCCAAACAGCGUAUCACUUCCAUGGAGUGGACUCAGUUUCACACUCUUGAAGAAAUCAACGCCUGGCUUGAUGUGAUCGAGGCUCGUUAUCCGGAUGUAGUAACACCUUUCACCAUCGGAAACUCCUACGAGGGCAGGCCCAUUAGGGGUGUUAAAAUUUCAUACAAAGACGGAAAUCCAGCGGUUUUCAUUGAGUCCAACAUUCAUGCCCGCGAAUGGAUUACCUCAUCGACGAUCACCUACUUUAUCGAUGAGUUGCUGGUGCCACGGAAUCCUGCGGUCAGGGAAAUAGCCCAGAAUGUAGACUGGUACAUCAUUCCCGUCCUAAAUGUGGAUGGUUUUGCCUAUUCACACGAAUAUGAACGUCUUUGGCGAAAAUCGCGUCUGCCCUCGGAUCCCACGGGAAACUGCAUCGGAACCGACCUUAAUCGCAACUUCGACUUCCUGUGGAUGUUGGCUGGUGCCGAAUCGGAUCCUUGCUCAGAGAUCUACGCAGGACCUUCAGCAGAAUCUGAUCCCGAAAUCAGCCAACUAACUUCCUACAUAAACAACUCCAUACCUGAUGGCAGCAUUAAGAUCUACAUUUCGCUGCAUUCCUAUGGACAGUACGUGCUUUCGCCUUGGGGACAUACCGCUGCUGAGUUCCCCGAACACUAUCCCCAGAUGAUGCAUGUGGCCAAGGGUUUCUCGGAUGCUCUAUACAGGAGAUAUGGCACCGUAUUCACCUACGGAUCCAGUGCCACAACAUUAUAUGAAGUCUCUGGUUCGGGCAAGGAAUGGGCCUAUGCGGUGAAGAACAUCAAAAUACCCUAUACAAUUGAGCUGCGCGAUAAGGGUCUUCUUGGCUUUUUACUUCCACCAGAGGAUAUUUUACCAGUGGCCCGCGAGGUGACUGAAGGAUUUGUUGGCAUGAUAGCCGCUGCCCGAGAAAUCGAUAUAUUGUAAUAUAUAUAUUGUAUUUGUUGGGAAUAAAAUAAAGUAUUACUCAUUUGGACAGCCAGAAGUGCAAUAACUCAA